CUCCACCCGAUGCUACACCACCAAAAGCGGUUAAGACGUUAUAACGAAAUCGUUAUUUGGACGUUCCUACUGCUUACCCAUAUAUAAAAAGGAUUCCAAAAAAAAAAAAAGAAAAAGAAACCGGGAUUCUUCUUCCUUGGUGUUUUUAUUUAUUUAUGUCUGUUUCAUCUGAUACAUCGGGAUCAGUCCCUGGUUCACCAAUUGAAUUAGAACCCGAGCCAGAAACGAUUUGUCGUUGGCAAGGAUGCGAUCAAGACUUAUAUACGCUUGACAAUUUAGUCCAUCAUAUUCACAAUGGUCAUAUUGGGAAUCGUCGACCAAAAUAUACUUGUGAAUGGGAUGAUUGUCCUAGAAAAGGACUAGUGCAGACAUCAAGGUUCGCGUUGAUAGCUCACUUACGAUCGCAUACGGGAGAAAAGCCAUUUAUUUGCUCCAUUCCCGAGUGUGAUCGUUCUUUUACGCGAUCGGAUGCUUUAGCAAAGCAUAUGCGAACUGUUCAUGAAGCUGAUACACUGCGUCCAUCGGAUCCAAUACCAAAAGCGCACCCCAUGCAUCCUCAAAAUGUUGCCAAUGCCAUGGUACAAAGUGCAAGAGAGGCUAGAGCACAGCAGCAGCAACAACAAGGUACAGGGAUCCCAAACGAAUAUAUGGAAAACUGGUUGGAUGCCGCUACUAUGCCAAAGAGUCCACAUGAUAUGUAUCACUUACAAAAGCUCAAACUCCAGUGGGUGAAGGAGGAACGUUUAAUGUUGAUGAAGCAUUUAGAGAAUCUAAAUAUUAAGUCAGAACAAGCUCGCAAUGAAAAAGAAAAGGCGCUUGAUAAACUAGUACAAUACGUGGAUCCUUCUAUCCGCAGGUAAUAGAAAUUGUGCUGUAGAAAGAAGAAAGAAGAAAAAAAAAAGAAAAAGAAAAAGAACGAAAAGGGACAGGACAAACCGAAAGUUGCUGGUUCCUUUGAAUUAAUAGAAAUCGUUAGACAUCUUUUGCACGAGCGAUACAUCUACUGAACUGUCCGUAUGUUUUUUUCUUCUUCUUUUUGAACAAUUUCUAAUAAAGGUCCUGGCUCCCUAUCACACUUGAUGAAGAACAUGCCAGUUCUCCAGGAAGGGAUUUCAUAUUCAUGUAUAG
Molecule: messenger RNA, 1128 nt
Organism: Schizosaccharomyces octosporus yFS286
Lineage: Eukaryota; Fungi; Ascomycota; Schizosaccharomycetes; Schizosaccharomycetales; Schizosaccharomycetaceae
Product: Ino80 complex subunit Iec1
Exons: 2
Coding region: 156-860 (234 amino acids)
Biological process (GO): regulation of transcription by RNA polymerase II
Cellular component (GO): nucleus
Molecular function (GO): DNA-binding transcription factor activity, RNA polymerase II-specific; RNA polymerase II cis-regulatory region sequence-specific DNA binding
Source: RefSeq, a predicted model, not a curated record